AUGGGUGGGUAUUUAAAUGUAGGAAAGAGCGUCGCAACGCUUCUUGUUUUGGCAAUUGUCGAGCAAUGUGUAGGAAUCUCGGGCUGCGUCCGACCAGAUCAGUCGGCCUUCUUAGUGAAACCGCAGUUCCCUAGAGCCGAGCAAUGCGUAUCACAGUCGGCAAGAUGUUCUCGUAUCGCAGAUCACGUCGGUGGCACGGAAGCUGCCGACGUCGGACCCUUAGACAAAAGUCGUCUGAUCGACCAAGUUAAUUGGCCAGAAGACGUCAAGAAGGUACCUGCGGAGCAGAUCCUACAGCUAUGCAAGGAACUAAGGGAAUGCUUUAUCAAAAAUGCCGAGCAAGUUGGUGGUCACUACUCCGGUUCACUGGGGGUGGUCGAAUUGACCGUGGCACUCCACAGGGUAUUCGACUCGCCGAAGGAUCGCAUCGUGUGGGACAUCGGUCACCAAGCGUAUAUACACAAGAUGCUUACCGGUAGAAGGCAUAGCAUGCACACCAUCAGGCAACCGGGGGGGUUGUCGGGGUUCCUGCGGAGGUACGAGAGCCCGCAUGAUCUUUUCGGGGCUGGGCACUCUUCGACAUCCAUUGGCGCACUACAAGGGAUAUACGAGGGAGAUGUGGUUACAGGGCAGCAUAAAGAUAGGUCAUAUGUCUGUAUAAUCGGUGACGGUAGUAUGACUGGGGGCAUGGCCAUGGAGGCACUGAACUACUCCGCCGCCAUCAGGUCGCCCCUCAUCAUUAUAUACAAUGACAAUGGUCAAACAUCGCUGCCCACGGGUAUGCCGGCAAAGAAUGGGACGGGUCCCAUAUUGCCUUACUUCAUGGUCGACAAUACGCGGAAAACUCCCGUCAGUGACACGGAGGUCAUUAAGCAGUUCGACGAUCUGAGUAUCGACGGGAGCGAAACUCCUAUGUUUUUGGACCCAAUUGAUGGGCACAAUGUGGAGCAUCUCAGCAAUGUUCUGUCAUAUUUGAAGGGUCAGCUGAGUGCGGAUAGCAACUGGAGUCUGAAAAGGCCCAUUGUGUUGCAUAUAAAAACGGUGAAGGGCAUGGGGUCAGAAAAGGCGCUAAAAGCGCUAGACCGAAUGCACGCCAUAAAGGCAAUGGCUAAACCAAAUGCUAACGCCGCUGCAUCAACUCCGUCAAAGACCUUUUCAGAAGUUUUUGCCGAUACCCUAAUAGAGCUGGCCGACCGCGACGACUCAGUGGUAGCCAUAACUGCGGCUAUGCCGGGGGCCACCGGAGUGGGUAAACUGGGUGUGAAGCAUCCUAAUAAGGCGUUUGAUGUUGGGAUUGCAGAGCAACAUGCGGUGACGUUUGCCGCUGGUAUGGCAGUAAGUGGUGCAAAACCAUUCUGCUGUCUCUACUCCACCUUCAUGCAAAGGGCACUGGACCAGAUCAUACACGAUGUGGCAUUGCAGAAUUUGCCAGUGCGAUUUGUAGUGGACAGAGCGGGGUACGUCGGAGAGGAUGGUGCGUCACACCACGGCAACUACGAUAUCAACUACCUGCGCCUAAUGCACAACAUGCUAAUUAUGGCUCCGAGUAACGGUGUUGAAUUGAAGAUGAUGGUAAAUAUAGCUUACAACACCGAUGAUCAGCCCUGCGCCAUCAGGUACCCCAAGGCCGCAGUGGCGUCGCAAGAGGAACUAGACAAAUACUUCAUGUAUACACCAGACGAAAUCGGAAGUCCAACGUCCUUGAUAGAAGGCAAAAAACUGUUCAAGUCGCGAUGCGUGCGGUUGGGAAAUAUGGGAGUCGCUGUUUUGGCAUUCGGGCCUAUAGUUCUCGAUGUCAUGAAGGCCGUUGACAAAAUAAAACUUGACGCUACGGUUGUCGAUAUGCGGUUCCUAAACCCCAUGGAUACGGCUACAAUUGAAGGCAUUCUACAAACACAUCAUACGGUGAUCACGGCCGAAGACGGCGUCGCUGGAGGCUUCGGUUCGGCUGUGCUGGAGUACCUAGCAACAAGGCCGGAGAGAGUAGAUGUGAAAUGCCUCACCUACCCUAAACAAUACGCUCACCACGGCAGUGUUAACGACCAGAAACGUUUUGCCGAAAUGGAUGAGGAUGGAAUCGCGCGUCAAAUAAGGGAGUUCAUUUCGGCGUGA
Molecule: messenger RNA, 2112 nt
Organism: Babesia bigemina
Lineage: Eukaryota; Apicomplexa; Aconoidasida; Piroplasmida; Babesiidae
Product: 1-deoxy-D-xylulose-5-phosphate synthase family protein, putative
Exons: 1
Coding region: 1-2112 (703 amino acids)
Biological process (GO): terpenoid biosynthetic process
Molecular function (GO): 1-deoxy-D-xylulose-5-phosphate synthase activity
Source: RefSeq, a predicted model, not a curated record